Bacillus rossius redtenbacheri is the source of this 2040-nucleotide messenger RNA. RefSeq names its product U2 small nuclear ribonucleoprotein auxiliary factor 35 kDa subunit-related protein 2. Gene Ontology annotation, biological process: mRNA splicing, via spliceosome. Gene Ontology annotation, cellular component: U2AF complex; spliceosomal complex. The record is from RefSeq and is a predicted model, not a curated record. NCBI's taxonomy places the organism in Eukaryota, Metazoa, Arthropoda, Insecta, Phasmatodea, Bacillidae. The transcript is spliced from 10 exons. The coding region runs from base 194 to 1555 and encodes 453 amino acids. Gene Ontology annotation, molecular function: metal ion binding; pre-mRNA 3'-splice site binding.
UUUAAAAAGGUUGGGCUUCUACAAUACUGUGUGCAGUGUGUGUAUUGUUUUUUGCAGUGUUCAAAAUGUAAACAUGAUUAUUUAUGUUACGUUAUACGUUUACACAUUUUAGUCUCAGAAUAAAUUUACAAUAUUAUUGAAUUUAAUUGUCAGCUUCUUAAUUUGAAGCUACAAAUAUGCUGAAAGUAUUAAAAUGGGAAGACAUAAAGAGUGGCGGGCCGUGGCUAAGAAAAUGAUGCGGAAAGCAAAACGUCAGAAGAUUGCACAAGCAAGAGAUGCUUUGUUAUCAGAAGAGCGACAGGCCCGAGAGCGCUCGCCCCGCUACCAGGCGUGGCUCUGCGAGCAGGAGGCCCUGGAGCAGUUUGAGCGGGAGGAAGGCGCGCGCCUGCAGAGGGAGAGGCACGCCCAGUGGGAGAGAGAUGAGGAACUGGCCCAGCAGGCGUGGGCCGAGCGCCAGGAGAAGAUGACCAAGGCACGCCAGGAGCGAGCCACGCAGGAGCAAAAAAUUCGAGAAAUAUGGGAGGAAGAGCAAAAGAAGCUCAAAGAGGCUGAAGAUGAGAAAAAUAAGAAGAAGGAAGAAAAGCAGCAAGCUCAGGAAGAACUUAUGAAACACAUAGAUGACUUCAUCAACAAUGGCAAACAGCUGCCUCCGUCGCUAACCCUGACGAAGGAGACCAACCCGGACAAGCCUGUCUGUCCCUUCUUCUCGAAGACAGGUGCAUGUAGGUUCGGAGACCGCUGCUCACGCAAUCACCCACGACCCGCCAUCAGCAAGGUGCUGCUCAUUGCGAACUUCUACUCCCACUUCGUCCUGAACCAGUUUGAGACGGACGAGUAUGACACAGACGUCAUGCUGGAGUACGAAGACUCCGAGAGAUACCAGCACUUUAAAGAGUUCUACAAUGAUGUGCUCCCAGAGUUUGAACAUCAUGGUCGUGUGGUUCAGUUCAAAGUGUGUCGCAACUUUGAACCCCACCUGAGGGGUAAUGUGUACGUGGAGUAUAUGAAAACUCGGGAUGCUGUGACGGCGUUCCAGAAGUUCCAGGGCCGCUGGUAUGGGGGGCGACAGCUCAGUAUAGAAUUUACGGCAGUCACAUCCUGGAAGUCUGCUAUUUGUGGCUUGUUCUUCAAGGGUCGCUGCCCCAAAGGCAAGGGCUGCAACUUCCUCCACGUGUUCCGCAACCCAGGGAAUGCGUUCGCCAGCGCGGACAACGACUACCCGCUGCACUCGUCGCAGCGCAGGCGCUCGUGGUCCAGGUCGCCCUCGCGCAGCAGCCGGCGCUCGGGCUCUCCCGGCCGCCGGGGCAGGAGGCGCAGGAGCCCCGAGAACGGCAAGGCGGGGCGCUGGUCAGAGUCCCCGGAGCGGGAAGACCGGCGCGACAGAGAGGCCGGCGAGAGACGACGCAGCAGGGAGCGCAGCUCCAGCCACCGCAAGCACAGACGGAGGCGCUCUUCGGGCGACGACCAGUCGCCCAGAGGCAGGAACCACUCCCUCUCGCGCUCGCACAGGAAGGAGAAGCGGCGGCGCUCGCGAUCCCGCUCCCUCUCCAAGUAGUCUGUGAUUGCUGCGAGUGACAUUUCUCCUGUGCUCCAGUGCGUUUCUUAUAGCAGAGCAACAACCAUCAGUUUGGUGUUUUCCGAAAAUUAAUAAAGGAUUAAGAAACAUUUAGCAUUAACUGGAGUGUAAAGAUGAUCCAUUGUAAAAGCCCUUCAAUCCAUUGUAAUGACAGAUUUAUAAUGUGCUAUUACAAUGUAUAAAGAAUUCAGUCUUUGAUUUGAAAAAAAAAAUUAAUGAAUUUUUUUAGUGUGACUUGUAAUUUUAUUUGUUACAUAGACAGAAACUUGAAAUGUUUCAGUUAUGUCCUUGCAUGUUACCUCAAUAUAUUUUAAACACUAAUGAAUUGGCACAAUAUAUACGCUUUGCACAACUAUGCUAUUUUGAAAACAUCUUUGUCAUUUGGAAUGUUAAAUCUAUAUGAUGUAAUGUAAGUACAUUCAUAAAAAAGUCCCUGAAAAACAAAUAUGAUUUUUCUCAAACAU